AUGGGUGUCCGCGCUGCCAUAGUCCUUGUGACAGGUGCACUGUUCACCCACUGGAUUGCAGACUCUCUGACGCUCUGGAAAUCACCUGUGACAGACGCCCACCUGUGGACAGCUGCAAACUACUAUGCCGUCCUUGCAAAGAGCUCUCCGGAGGCUCUCUACUUCCUGGCAGCCAUAGUCGUCCUCGGCGCAACCACCCUGCUCUGGAGUCUCAAAGACCUCCGCGCCGGAAAUAUCAUGUUCGACGGCGGCAGCAUCUUCCUCUUCGGCACAACAGUCGUCAUGUAUCUCAACACUGUUCUUCCCAACAUUUUCGCCAUAUUCGGCUCCCUCCCCGCACACACCCUCCGCGACCCCAUCCCCCGCGCCCUCCGCAACGCCACUCUCGACCUCGCCUCCAACCACCUCAUCUGCAGCGUAGCCCUCACCGGCGUCCUCGCUCUCCAGGCAGGCAGGUUCUGGGCCGAGAGCACAGAAGACGACGAGGAUGACUUUGUCAUGAUCGAGCAGCCUGCCCCGGCUGCCCCUCCCGCGGAGAGCAAGAAAUCCCGCGCAAAGACUCCCGAACUCAGCAUCCGCGACGACAAAGUAAAGCCGCUUCUCCAGCAGCGGGUCCAGGCCUGA
Molecule: messenger RNA, 624 nt
Organism: Psilocybe cubensis
Lineage: Eukaryota; Fungi; Basidiomycota; Agaricomycetes; Agaricales; Agrocybaceae
Exons: 4
Coding region: 1-624 (207 amino acids)
Biological process (GO): endoplasmic reticulum to Golgi vesicle-mediated transport
Cellular component (GO): endoplasmic reticulum membrane
Source: RefSeq, a predicted model, not a curated record